CGCAUCAGAGCAACGUACAAGGCAAAGAUAUGGUCCGUCAGAUUUUCCAUCACUUCGUCACCAAAGGGCCCUAACGGCAACCAUUCAUGCUCUGUUGCCGUGCCGGAAAGAUGUAGUUUGGAUGACUGUAGAAGUGCCAGUAACUAUCGCGUCUCUGAGCUAAGUGCUGCCCGCUCCUUGGCCGCUCAGCUGGUCAUUGCCGUGGCCUAUAUACAUCACCAGGGCUAUUGUCACGGAGACCUCCAUGUGGGCAAUAUACUUUUUCGUCUUCCGGCCUCAAUCGAAUAUGUAUCGGAAGGAAAACGCCACGGGCAUUUUCAUGGUCCCUGGACUCCCGAACCUGUCGUGCGAGUCGACAAGAAGCCGCUUGGCCCGGGUGUCCCCUCGCACGUCUACCGGCCCAUCUGGCUUGGAAUUCGCAGCGAUGAACUUACACUUCCAGAGGCUCGGUUACGACUGGCGGAUUUUGGAAUCGCAUUCAGGCCGGCAGAGGAAGCCAGGCUAAAACCGUUCGCCCCCCUCUACAGUAGAUCACCAGAAGCCUUGUUCAACCAGCAUAAGCCUUUCUCGUUUCCUUCAGAUAUCUGGAGUGUUGCACUUGCGCUCUGGGAUAUGAUGGGCCAGAGUAGUCUAAAUUCGGGCCUUCUGUUCGGCCACGACGAGAUAGUCGCUGACUUGAUGGAUUGGGAUAAAUGGGAGGACCGAUCAAGCUGGUACGAGGAAAACGGAGGCGAAUCCAGAGGGAGCAGGGACGCGUCUUGGACACUUGAUCGGCGGCUACAUCACAGCCAGAGGCCGCGGCAUGCACCGGGUGCCGAAGGCACGAGUGACGAUGAAACGGAUGCAUUCUGUAGUUUGAUCCGGUCAAUGCUUAAUUUCAGGCCCGGGCACCGUCCACAUGCCACGCAGGUCCUCGGGUUCAAGUGGAUACAAGACUGGGCGUUGAAUGACUACGAGAGGACGCUGAAGGAAGCAAGCCGGGUUAAGUGGCCACGAAAGCCUUGUGGCGCCCUCCUGAUAUCUGGGGUACUUUGGAUAACUCUGAUCGCUUAUUUAGCAUCAAAUCUUAUGUAA
Molecule: messenger RNA, 1074 nt
Organism: Pyricularia pennisetigena
Lineage: Eukaryota; Fungi; Ascomycota; Sordariomycetes; Magnaporthales; Pyriculariaceae
Exons: 3
Biological process (GO): protein phosphorylation; intracellular signal transduction
Cellular component (GO): cytoplasm; nucleus
Molecular function (GO): ATP binding; protein serine/threonine kinase activity
Source: RefSeq, a predicted model, not a curated record